Messenger RNA from Caenorhabditis sp. 36 PRJEB53466, 3231 nucleotides. The record is from the annotation of a GenBank genome assembly. Lineage: Eukaryota; Metazoa; Nematoda; Chromadorea; Rhabditida; Rhabditidae.
AUGAUCUCGAAGGUCCUGCUAGUUUCAGGUCAGUUUUUAUUCUGAUCGUUUCGAAACCAAAAUUUUGACGCUAUUCUAGUCACUAAAGUGUCCUUCAAUACAUAGCUUUUCGUAGUAAGACCCAACGUCUGAUUGCCAGUUGUAGGCUAACGCGCUCUACCGCAAUUCACGUGGCAUUCAGUUGCAAAAUUGUGGGCUGUUAGUUUUCUUCGCGCAAAACUCGUCGCAUUCACAAACCGACAGUAUCUGUAACUUUUGCAGUAUUGUGCCUAUCCGUGUGGUGCCAAGGCCAAGGAGCACCGCCCCCAGCACAACCACCGGCUCAACAACAAGCUCCGGCACAACCAGUCCAAACUCAGCAACCGAAGCCAGUGGUCCCAGCUCAACCACCGCCGCAACCACAAGCACCCGUUCAAACGCAACAACCAACACCAGCUGCUCCACCAGCACCGGCGGCUCCUGAAGCUCCCCCUGUUCAAGCCCAACAACCGAAGCCAGUGGUUCAACCUCCAGUCCAACAACAAGCUCCAGUUGCUCAGCAGGUCAACUCUGCAGCUCCAGCACCAGUUGCUCCGGUUCAACCUCAACAACCGAAGCCAGUGGUUCAACCUCCAGUUCAACAACAAGCUCCAGUUGCUCAGCAGGUCAACUCUGCAGCUCCAGCACCAGUUGCUCCGGUCCAACCUCAACAGCCGAAGCCGGUAACUCCUGCCCAACCACCAGUUCAGCCAGCAGCUCCUGUUGCUCCGGCCCAGGCUCAGCAACCGAAGCCCGCUGCUCCAGCACAACCACAACCUCCGGCUGCUCCAGUCGCUCCGGUCCAGGCUCAACCACAACCUCCGGCUGCUCCAGUCGCUCCGGUCCAGGCUCAACCACAACCUCCGGCUGCUCCUGUAGCUCCUCCUGUCCAAGCGCAAGAACCGAAACCAGUGGCUCAACCACCAGUCCAACCACAAGUUCAACAGCAGAAGCAAGCAGCUCCAGAACCAGCUGCUCCACAAGUCAAACCGGCCGCUCCUAUCCCCGUGGCUCCGGUUCCGGUCCCUGUUCAAGCACCGCAACCAGUGGUUCCCGCUGCCCCUCAAGUAAAGCCGUUCCCGGCAGCUCCGGCGCCAGUCCAACCACCACAGAAUGCGGCGCCUCCAGCUUCUAGUGCUCCGGCUCCGGCAACUUCAACUGCAGCACCUGCUCAACCUGCUGCGGCAAGGCCAGUUGCUGCUGCGGUCCCAACAGCUCCGGCUCCGGCGCCGGCAGCUCCACAACCAGCUCAACCGACUCCGGCGCCAGUUAAGCCUGUAGUUGCUCAGGCUCAAGGUCAGUUUUUGGGUUUAACUGGGGUCCAUCUAUGAGUCCCACUAAGGGUCUAGCUUGGGAUCCAAAGGUCCGACUGGGGGGUCUAGGUAUAUUUCUAUCUAAAACUACUAAAGUUUCAGGUCAAGCUCCGACUCCAACCACUACGACCCGAAGCCCAAAGGCCAAAAGAUCGGCACCAACUGCCCAGGACCUGAAAAAGAAACAGUUAGUUCUUGCUGCCCAGAAAAUAGGGACCACUUUACCUUUUUCCAGAAACCCGAGCCCUCUGGCGAGUCUCACCAACCUCGGCCCCAGCACAGUUUUCCUCGGCGCCUGCGUCUUCUUCACCGUCGUCGGCCUCGGACUCCUUCGAUGCUUCCGCCGCUCCCCGACGGAUAAUAAACUGAAAUUGUUGUAAAAUGGACGGGCCUUUCGAUUUUUGAUGAUUUUGUUAAGUUCGAACGUCAACCUUUCACUAGUAAAACGUGUUUCCGUGUUAUUCCCACUUUCAAAUGUUUCAAAAAUUUACAAAGCCGACAUUUUUCUUCGAGUUCGACUAAAUCGGUAAGAUUUUUUGCUAAAAAUGAGUGCAAUCGCGCUCUGUCACUCAAAUUGCAGUUGCUAUUCCCUUUUUGUGCAAGAAUUUCGAAUAGUCAAAAAAAUCGAUACUCUCUUCGAAUCAUAAAUAAUCAACUAUUACGGCGGAAAAGCCCGCGAAGUUUGCAAUUUUUGCAACAAAAAAAAGCGUACACUUUAAAGGCGCAUAACAAAACGAAACGAAUUCAGUACGAUAGUUCCAUCCAACAUUUCGAUGUGUUCAACCGUCCGCCCACUUCUUUUCCUGCUCCUUUUGAUAUGGAACAUCCGACUGGCCCGUCCGGAAGGGACCAGUCUCGAGAAUGAGUUUUUCGAUCGAUAUUGGGUAAGAGAAGAGAGUGGGUACACACAAUUUUCGGGGGAAAAUACAAUAAUCGAGUUUUGAGGAAAUGUGCCAUCUCCAGCGGCUUCAGGACAGGCUCAGGUCACGAAAGAUCCGGCUCAAAGUGCAACUCAGGCACCACCGGCGGCAGGUCCAACUCAAAGUUCAUCAACUUCUGCGGCUCCGACGACUGAUCCUAAGCCAGUCCCAAGCACCCUGGCUCCAAGCACCCGGGCUCCGAGUACCCGUGCCCCUUCAACCGCCCCGCCAACUACUACCAAAGUUCCCACUACACCAGCUCCAAGUACCGUGGCUCCCAGUACCUUGGCUCCGAGCACAGUGGCUCCUAGUACCUUGGCUCCUAGUACCUUGGCUCCUAGUACCUUGGCUCCCAGUACCUUGGCUCCGAGCACAGUGGCUCCCAGUACCUUGGCUCCCAGUACCGUGGCUCCCAGUACCGUGGCUCCAAGUACUGUGGCUCCAAGUACCAUGGCUCCAAGUACCUUAACUCCGAGCACAGUGGAUUCAAGCACUUCUGCUCCCAGUACCCUGGCCUCCAGUACCGUGGCUCCAGGUACAUUGGCUCCAAAUCCCAGUACCCCGGCUCCAGUGGUCCCCCCGAACCCGACCUCAAUCCCGCCUACGCAUUCUCAGUCACAAUCUCAAUCUCAAAGUCCGCCAACUUCGACCGCCGGUACCGAUUCGAUUCCAACAACUGACACGACCCACGCACCAACCCCGGCGGCCCAAAAACUGGUCAAAACGAAACAGUGAGUGGGGACUAGAGUAUUUUUAGGCCACCUCUAACCAAAUCUUCGUUCAGCUCCAAACAAUUCGCCUAUGAAGUGACCACGUGCGUUCUGAUGAUUGGUGCAUCGGCCGGCGCCCUCUACACAUCGAUGCAAAUGCUCAAACUGGGAAAAUCGUUGAGGAAACUCGUGUUGUACGUUGUUGAAAUAUUAUCGAUUUUUGUUGUAAAAAUUGAUACAUUUUCCAGAAAAACCCAGAAAACCGAUUGA